Dendronephthya gigantea is the source of this 2352-nucleotide messenger RNA. RefSeq names its product acyl-coenzyme A oxidase 3, peroxisomal-like. Gene Ontology annotation, cellular component: peroxisome. Gene Ontology annotation, molecular function: acyl-CoA oxidase activity; FAD binding; fatty acid binding. The transcript has 7 exons. Lineage: Eukaryota; Metazoa; Cnidaria; Anthozoa; Malacalcyonacea; Nephtheidae. Bases 140 to 2137 code for a protein of 665 amino acids. Gene Ontology annotation, biological process: fatty acid beta-oxidation using acyl-CoA oxidase; lipid homeostasis. The record is from RefSeq and is a predicted model, not a curated record.
UAUUUUGGCCCCCAGUCUCGCGCGGUUUUAAUUGUUGGCAGUGAGUUUGUAGAAGCAGCUCAAAUUUGUUCAUUAAUUUGUUGUUUUUUUGCUUUAAUUCUUUGACGAUUUUGCUUGUUUUUUCCUCAGCAAAGCGACAAUGCAAAGGUUACUUCACUUGCCAAGGGUAUUUUCACUUGGUCGUCAACCAGCAAGAACGUAUCUCAGACCAGCUUCCCUACAAAUUUUCCAAACUGCUCCUAUCAAUCAUCAAACUCCACCAUCCCAUCGCCAUGUCUCGACCACCCCAACCCAUGGAAACCCGAACCCCAAAGAGCUCCGGGAUGCCUGGGGGAAACCAAGCUUUGAUGUCGCCGAAAUGAAACACGUCUUGGACCACGACAACCAUGAGAUGCGCGACAGCUGCCGAGAAUUUCUGUCAGGCAACCUCAUGAAACCACAAUACAACAUCUCUAUUGAUAAAGAGCGAGAAUUAGCCUUGCAAAGACUUAAGGCAAUGUGUGAUAAUGAUUACAUAUCGGUUCUAGACUUUCGUAACAACCCGUUGCGGAUUUUUGCCGCACAUGAGCUCUCUGCCGUGGUUGACCCAGCCAUGACAACAAAAAUGACAGUCCAGUUCAAUUUGUUUGGUGGUACAGUUCUCAAACUUGGCACGGAGCGUCACCAUGAAAAAUUAUUACCAGGUAUCGACACUUUGGAAGAUGUUGGAUGUUUUGGUCUCACAGAACUUGGCUAUGGAAACAAUGCUGUUGAAAUGGAGACAACAGCCACAUACGACAAAGAGACGCAGGAGUUUAUAGUAAACACACCCACAACACUGGCUCAGAAAUACUGGAUCACCAAUGGUGCAUUACAUGCCCAGCACUGUGUAGUAUUUGCACAGUUGUUGGUUGGUGGUGAAAAUCAUGGAAUUCACGGUGUGUUGGUGCGAAUUCGCGAUGAUGAUCUCAAAACCAUGCCUGGUGUGCGGGUGGAAGAUAUGGGACAUAAAAUGGGUCUUAAUGGCGUGGACAACGCUAAAUUGUUCUUCGACAACGUCAGAGUUCCGCGCGAAAACCUGCUCAACCGGUACUCUGACGUCAACGAGGAUGGCUCGUUCCAGUCCUCUAUCAAGGGGAACCGCUCGCGGUUCUUGACUGUCGCUGACCAACUGUUGUCCGGGCGCAUAUGCAUCGCCAGCAUGUGUCAAGGGGCCGCCAAAGCCUCGUUGACAAUCGCCACGAGAUACGCGUCAACUCGGCUCACCGUCGGUCCCCGAGGUAAAUCCGACACUCCCAUUCUCAACUAUCAGCUGCAACAGCGCGCCUUGCUGCCGCUUUUCGCAAGGACUUAUGGGAUAAACUUUGCACUCGACUAUGUCAAAGACCGCUGGGCCAACCAAAAAGCUGACGGCUCGGAACAUCCAGAAAUUGUUACCAUGUGUUGCGUCAUCAAACCGCUGGCUUCAUGGAAUAUCGGCGAUGUCGUUUCGGUGUCACGUGAACGCUGCGGGGGGCAAGGUUUUCUCUCCUGCAACAGGUUCGGCACGUUCCUAGGCAACGCUCAUGCGGCGAUGACCGCUGAAGGAGAUAACAGCGUGCUCAUGCAGAAAGUUGCCAAAGAGAGGUUGGCUGUUUUCAAGCCUCAAACGUUGGGGCAAAGCAGGGACGUGGAUUUGCAAGAUGUUGAUUCUCUUCACUUCUUGUUGCAAAAGAGAGAAGAUUUGUUGUUUAUGCAGUUGGGAAAGAGGUUGCAAGCCGCUGGCAAAGAGGGCCUCUUCGAAACCUGGAUGUACCAGGCGAGCGACAACAUCCAAGCCGCAGCGAGAGCUUUUGGUGAGAGAUUGAUCAGCGAACGGUUUAUGGCUGUCGCAGAAAACGCCAGCGCAGGCAACAAACAAAUCGUGAAUCUUUUGCAUCGCUUGUACGUCAUCGAUAUACUGGAAAAAGAUCUCGGUUGGUGCUUACUCGCCCAAGUCCUUCCCGCCGCCGAGGCUGCCAAGGUCAACGAAGAGGCCGCUGACCUAUGUGCACAGCUGGCGCCGAACGCUAUGGCACUUUGCGACGCGUUUGCUUUGCCCGAUGAAAUGCUGUCCGCGCCCAUCGCGAGAGACUGGGUCGAGUACAACGUCCACGAUAACCUUGGGGAGUUGUUGUGAAUGACGUAAUCGGUUUUUUCGUGUGAAACGAACUCAAACGGACAUUAGUUAAAUGCACAUUUUUUUCUUCACGUUGUCUUUGACGUCACAGGAGCAUAAUCACGUGGACGUGGAGUAUCCCAGUAAUAUUUACUGUCUAGAAUUCAUGUAAUUCUCUUGUAUAGGUUUGCAAUGUACUACGUAGUUUCAAUUAAAUAAACGUUCUGUUGCACAAA